This is a messenger RNA of Gigantopelta aegis, 1080 nucleotides long. RefSeq names its product fat-like cadherin-related tumor suppressor homolog. Gene Ontology annotation, cellular component: plasma membrane. The record is from RefSeq and is a predicted model, not a curated record. The coding region runs from base 1 to 1080 and encodes 359 amino acids. Lineage: Eukaryota; Metazoa; Mollusca; Gastropoda; Neomphalida; Peltospiridae. Gene Ontology annotation, molecular function: calcium ion binding. The transcript is spliced from 5 exons. Gene Ontology annotation, biological process: homophilic cell-cell adhesion.
AUGAACGAGAUAACCGGGGAGCUGUCAGUUCGAGAACGGAUCGACCGAGACGGGCCGGACGCAAUCAGGGAACUCACGUUUGAGUGGAGCAUCUCACAAACGUCACCUUCCACGACUCCUGUACAAAUAGCCGCCGGAACAACUCGCAUACCUGUCACCGACAUCAACGACAAUGUUCCAUCGUUCUCUCGGCAGUUCUACCACGUGAACCUCACCGAGAAGAACACUAAAGAUCAAAUACUAUUGGACAUUCCCUGUUCUGACGCGGAUGACGAUGGCAAUGAGAAGUGUGAUGUAAGAAUUUCGAAGACCGGAAGUUAUCUGAUUGACGACACGAAGCUCAUUGCAUUGGCUGGGGAAGUUCACUACGACCCAGCUCAAAACCACGAAACGAUAGAAGUGUUCACAGUGGAUAGACCCAAACUAGCAAUGAACGUCCACACAGGACAUGCCGUGGUUGUUAUUACAGUCUUACCGAGGAAUGACCACGCCCCAUCAUGGACUUUCCCGCCAAUGAAGGACGGAAUUCAGUUUCUACCGUUGUCCAUACGAGAAGACAUCGCAGAUAAGACAACAGUCACGGUGUUCAAAGCGAGUGAUGAUGACGACCACAGCCAGCUGUCGUUUAGACUGACCACUGAAUUUCAAUCCGAAUCAACGGACAAUCCCCCAACAAUCUUUCUGCUGAAUUCAAACACUGGAGAGAUGGUGACGUCUACCGAGGACGAAUUUGUUCCCAGUUUUUUACACGGUAGUUACAACUUGAACAUAUCGGUAAGCGAUGGAAAGUACACAACAUUCGGAACCAUAGAGAUCAACAUUCUACCUGUAAACAAACACCGGCCCGAAUUCGACAAAUCUUGGUACGUCGUAUCCGAUAAUUCACAGCGUGAUAUUCUGCUGGAAUUUGAAGUCGAGGACAAGGAUAAAAUAUCAAAUAUAACUAUACUGUUCUCUGAAAACAAAAUGAACGAAAACCGAGAGAAUAAUUGGGUGAUGGGGGAGUUCCUGAGAGGUUUGCUACGUCGUUGGUCAUUUUUAACACAAGUAGAUGUGAGACAAUGUCCAAACCAGUUGUGA